This is a messenger RNA of Malus domestica (apple), 1049 nucleotides long. NCBI's taxonomy places the organism in Eukaryota, Viridiplantae, Streptophyta, Magnoliopsida, Rosales, Rosaceae. The record is from RefSeq and is a predicted model, not a curated record.
AGAUAUCCUCUGUGCUAAAAAAAAACUCGAAUUUAAACUCCUGUAGUGUAUUCGGUUAACAAAUUUAGUUCAAAAAUGAUUUUUCCGUUAACUAUCUGUUAAAUUCAAACAGAGGAAGAAGAAACUAGAAAUAUCCAGUUACCAACCAACAAUCUCAAUCCUGAAAUUGCAGAAAAAUGGCGGAGGAGGAGGAGUCGAAGAAGAGAAGGGUGGUGGUUGAAUCCCUCGAAUGGCUGACGGAGUCCUCAAUUAUGUCGAGGAAGCACCGCGCCAUCGCCGGCAUUGGAGCCUCUUCAAUCAUGGAGCUCAAGGCCCAACUUUAUCAAUCCCAAAAAGAAUCCAAGCAGUCCAAAGAACUCGCCGGCUCCGACAUCGAGUUCCAUCGCGCCAAGAAGAGAAUCACUGCACACGACGCUUUCUCCGCCAAGAACUCCGGCAUUGACGCCCGGGCCCACAACUUGAGCUGAAAGCAGUUCAUGAUGGAUCGGCUAGCUAUGCAUCGUUGGAAAGGAAAGCUGCAUUGUACGAUAAGCUAGCAAGGGGAGCUUUUUCCGACCGGUCCGCGCGAGCGAACUGCUUAGGAGCUUGAUCGAAAUCGGCUCGGCGGCGGGUUCAAGACUUAAGGGGGCGAUCGGGGAAACAACAGGUAUUCCAAUGGUGACGAGUCGACGGAUUCGAAGUGGGGUCAGAGGAAGGAAGGUGGUUUGGGAAGGAAUCGAAUCGAGAUGAACCUUCGAGGGCAGAUGAGGUUGAUGAUUGGGGCGCCGCGAAGAAAUCGAUGCUGGGAAAUUCCUUUGAGAUGAGGGAGCGAGGAGGUAGUUUUUUGGGUGGGUCACAGUCGAAGGUUGAUGAAUCCGACAGCCGGGUGUCGAAUAAGAGUGCACAUGUCAAAGUACAAUUUUACCCAUGUAUUAACAUAUAGUUAACGGAAAAAAUUACUUUUGAACUAAAUUUGCUAACGGAGAACAUCACAAGGGUUUAAAUCCGAGUUUUUUAAGCAUAUGGGCUAUCUUCCAAAUACCUUAUGACCACAUGGAUCAUUUAUCCAA